Molecule: messenger RNA, 4496 nt
Organism: Pseudophryne corroboree (corroboree frog)
Lineage: Eukaryota; Metazoa; Chordata; Amphibia; Anura; Myobatrachidae
Gene: ARMC8
Product: armadillo repeat containing 8
Exons: 12
Coding region: 66-1277 (403 amino acids)
Biological process (GO): proteasome-mediated ubiquitin-dependent protein catabolic process
Cellular component (GO): GID complex
Molecular function (GO): protein binding
Source: RefSeq, a predicted model, not a curated record
CCGCUCCCCGCCGCCUCCCCGCACUACAUAUACGUGCCUGUGUGGAAAGUGCCGCGGUGGGCGGGAUGACCAAGAUGGCGGCGUGUGUGCCGGAGCCUCCGCUCCGGAUGAGCGUGCUGUCUGAGGUUACCGCAAGCAGUCGUCACUAUGUGGACAGACUUUUUGAUCCUGAUCCCCAGAAAGUGCUUCAAGGAGUUGUAGAUAUGAAAAAUGCAGUGAUCGGAAACAACAAGCAAAAAGCCAACCUGAUAGUUUUGGGUGCGGUGCCAAGAUUAUUAUACUUGCUCCAGCAAGAGAGCUCAAGCACAGAACUGAAGACAGAAUGUGCUGUGGUUCUGGGCAGCUUGUCUAUGGGCACCGAGAACAACGUCAAAUCUCUGCUAGACUGUCACAUUAUCCCGGUCCUGCUGCAAGGUCUGCUGUCAGCAGACAUCCGAUUCAUUGAAGCUUGCCUGCGAUGCCUCCGUACAAUUUUCACCAGCCCAGUCACGCCGGUGGAGCUCUUGUACACGGAUGCCAUGGUAAUUCCCCACCUCAUGCUUUUGCUCAGCAGAUCCAUAUACUCCCAGGAGUACAUCUGCCAGAUCUUCGCCCACUGCUGCAAAGCUCCCGAUCAUCAGACCAUCUUGUUUAACCAUGGAGUGGUCCAAAAUAUCGCUCACCUGCUAACAUCUGUGUCUUCUAAAGUUCGUAUGCAAGCAUUAAAGUGUUUCUCCGUUUUAGCUUUUGACAAUCCACAGGUAUCAAUGACCCUUGUAAAUGUAUUGGUUGAUGGGGAACUGUUGCCACAAAUCUUUGUAAAGAUGUUACAACGCGAUAAACCAAUAGAAAUGCAACUUACAGCUGCAAAAUGCCUAACCUACAUGUGUCGAGCAGGCUCUAUCCGAACAGAUGACAACUGCAUUGUGUUAAGAGCACUUCCCUGCUUGGUGCGUAUGUGUAGCAAAGAGCGCCUCCUAGAGGAGAGAGUGGAAGGGGCGGAGACCCUGGCGUAUCUUAUAGAGCCGGACGUGGAGCUGCAGAGGAUUGCCAGCAUUACUGACCAUCUCAUCUCCAUGCUUGCGGAUUACUUUAAAUAUCCCAGCUCAGUCAGUGCCAUCACGGACAUCAAAAGGCUGGAUCACGAUUUAAAACAUGCCCACGAGUUGCGCCAAGCGGCCUUCAAGCUCUACGCCUCGCUGGGAGCCAAUGACGAAGACAUCCGGAAGAAGGUGAGUCUGGGAGAGGGGCGACCCCCGGUCCUUUCCGCCAGCAGACAGGGUGUGACACCCACCUGAAAAAGUCGCCAGGAAAAAAAGAAUUAACAGUGACUGUCAUGUUUAAAGCCAAAAGCAGAGACUGUGAGGGUUUACGGAAGAAUGAAUGAAUGGGGCCAUUGCCUUAUGGCUUUAUAUUUUUAUGCCGUUAGAAACCUAGCAUAGCCUGAUGGUAUGAGAAGACCAAUAACUUGCAUUCUAUUCCUGUGUUCAGCAUUAACCCUGCACAUUCCGUAUGCAUGAGUUCCAAUACACCGUUUCCUGUAGAGGCGAAGCUUUCCGGUGCCCAGGGUAACCACAACGCUACAAUGUCGCCACUGUCCAAAGCUGCUUCUGCUACAGCAUGUGUUACAUUAUAUCGUGAUAGCGGAAGGGUGAGUAUAUGUCCACAGCUUAGUCACAGAUGAAGCAGCUGAUUCAUGGCACGCGGCAGUGCCCCCUAGCAGAUCUAGUGGGUAUCACCUGGGCAUGCGUCUUAUCUCAGUGAUGUCACCGUAUCAUAGUGUCCGUCAUCUAAGUGAUGUCGGCUGCACACAUGGGAUGUCUGCACUGUUUGUAGCCAGCAGGUAGACUUGAAUAAACAAGCAUUUAUUGUGCACACGGUCUGCCUGCUGCAUCGUUGUCACAAGUCACAGGUGCGAGACGUGUUCCCUCGAAAAAUCUGCACAGCGGCAACUAUACUAUAAUGCGAAUGUGGCACACAGUUGUUUUCGCUAUUAUGCAUUAAACUUUUUUUAAAAUUGUAAAAAAAAAAAGAUAUAUAUUUUUCUUCAAAAUUUACUCAAACACAUAAUAUAUACAGAACCUGAGUGGGGAAGAUACCGGGCACAGGGUAGUAUUCACCAAUCACAUAGGUUCUCUAGUGCUGGCGACUUUCCUCGUCAUCCUUUUUUUUGCACCUGUCCCUUGCCACGUGCAGGUAGCACAGCAAAUAGCGCGCCCCUUUCCCUGGUUGCACGUGUCCGCACUUGCACAAAUACACAGAUGCUGUACUCUGCUUACAUUAGAAGGCGGCCAUUCCUCUCUGUCCCACGUAUCCAGAUGCAGGCAGGUGCACGUGGCAGUAUCUCAAAAAUCUGCUUGGGUGCGUGUGUGUGAGGUCGACUGGUGUGCCAGCUGGUGCAGCACUUACCGUGCAACACACCCUAUUACUGUAUUACUAGAGCAUGCUAGUUAUCAAAGAGGGGAUCAUCAUUGCAAGAAUUGGUGGGAGUCCAGUCCUGUUAGCCCUUGCCUAAUUCUGCAUCAGUCGUGGCGGAUCCAGUCUUCCUUCUCAAGUCAACUGACCAAAGCACACUCUUAAUAGCAGGCUUUUCAAGGAGAAAAUAACAUUGACACAUCUCCAUUAAGAGGAUUACAAUCUAUGAGGGUCGUGCAAUGAAGUUAUAUACACACACGUGCACACAUACUAUCACAUUUCAGUCUUUUUCAUGAAUUAUUACCACUAUUCCUUCUAUUGGAUAAUACAUUGCUGGAGUAAGGGGAGAAAAGAGCUGCGUCAUUUCAGGUGUUGCAGGUGCGCCUUGGUUUGUAGGUACAUACUACCUGCUGCAAGGGGACCAAAGACAAGCCCAGGCAGAGGAAUUGUUAUAUAGCCCGUCCGUGUCACCUCUAAUGUGGGAAAAACUAUUUAAUUUGUGUGCAGAAUUAGUAGCGCCUCCAAACAUUUCCGUCUUCCCAUUGACGUCCGUGAAAACUGUUCACCUUUCUCUCGAGUCUUGUUUUAUCUUCCAUGUUCCCGUGCUUCCGUCUCAUCCUCCACUAAUCAGCAGCUGAUAUCCGUCUACUUCCAGUAAUACUGUAGAGUUUCUCGCACAAACGGUAACCCUCAAUCUACACAUCCGCUACAACUGCUGACUGGUGUGAGCUGUAGUGUAAGACGAGGCGGCGAACUUCAGGGUGGGUUCUGUUGCUUUAGACAGAUGUCAAUGCAUUGAACAAACUUCAGCUGCCUGUCCUUUUACAGUACUUCCACUUACUGCAUCCAGCAGGCUCCGGAGUAUAGACGCAUAAUUUUUUAUUUUGUAUAGAAACCUUUUAUACACCAUAAAUAAGCCAAAUACAUCUGCAAACAUAACACAGCUGCUGCACAGUUUUGAGUGCGGAUAUUACCUGUGCAAAUUGUAGAUUAUUUGCACUACAAUGUUGAAGGGAAGCUUUAAUUAAGCCUACUGCCAGUAUGGGAUGCGGUCAAUUUACCUACAAUCAAAAUACCGACAACCAUUCACUGACAGAAUCCUGACAUGGUCAAAAUACCGACAUUUAAAAUGUCGACAGGUCAUUUUCCAUUGAAACAGACUUGUUUAUACUUUACCAUCCCAGUGAACCUGGAAGGGGAAAUAUAAUAGUGUGCCGGGCGCAGCAAAGCACCGUAACCGAAGCCGCUCGCCCAUGCGAGGGGACGCGUUACACUUAAGCGGUGCCCAUAUCGACCUAUGUUGUUGACAUACACACAAAAAAGUAAGACUUGUUUUGACUUUUUGACAUGUCGAAAUUUUAAAUGUCGGGAUUUUGACCGUGGGGAUUUCAUACUAAACCCGCCGGUAUACAUUUAAUUAGUGCACCUACCUAACACACUAAUACCCUUUCUGCACGGGGGCCUAUCUCUAAUAGAUGCAGUACAGGGGGUCACACACUACACCCCCCCCCCCUGCGCCCAUUAUACUUAACUCGGCCACCGCUUUCUCAAAGACUUGGUGCACACACGGUAGGUUUAUCACCGGUAGUGGCAAAGGGCAGGUCUAGUUUAGAGUUUCUAAUAGUGGUUAUCCUCCCCUAGUGUCAUCUAGCACACUGUAACGGCUAACGUUCACAAUCGAUAUACCUAUAAUUUUUGCACCAUAUGGCGUUGCCCUUUGGAGCAAUAUAGAUGUGUGUAUCCUCUACAUUUUUUUCCAUAAGCAGCCUUGGACAGUUGGGACAGUAGCAUUCCGAACGAGUUGGCACUUACUUUGGCUGCACAUAAAAUAUGGCUUCAGUAUUCAGUGCUGGUAGAGUCCAUGAGGUCUGAUAGACAGUCUCCCUCCGCCACGGCCUGUGCCCUGCUGUUGGACCAGCACUGCAAAAGAGACCUCACUUCUGAUAUUGCUUAUGUUGUGAUAUGUGCUAUGACAAAACCGACAUUUCAUUGUAAUCUGCACAAAAUGGUUUGCUUCUGGUCUGGCCUGGAUUAUAUCUGUUGUGCGUUUUUAAUUUUUUUCUUUUAAUAUUUUAUGUGUGAAUAAAGCUUUGUUUUAAUGA